GCAACAUAAUUGCAUCUGCGCGUGUUCAGCACGAGCGAUAAAUAACGUCGGAAUUGAUAGAUGGUUCGAAGAGGCUCGUAGUUUUGUCGUUGAAGCUCGCUGUCAUUCCAAACAAUCAAGUGACGAAUCGAAUCGUAAAAAAGUCCAUUUCACUUGCAAUUUUCACUGCUCACUAAAUUUUCUCGAACAAUUAUUUAUGACGUAGCUGAACGAGGAGGUCGGGUUGCUCCAAACGUUAAAAAAUGAAAAAAAGCAGCAGCAAAACAAAUGCAGAUGCGACGACAAAGCAUUCCGAGUCAAUGUUUAUCACACUAUUUUCCCCUCUUUUUAUCUCUCGCCACUUUUUGCUGUCCUCACACAUUCCAUCCGAUUUGCACGCCGUAUAAAAGAGCAAGUUUAACCUUCCGGAGUAUUUCUGUCUCCUAUGAGCUCAUCCGGCGAGUUUUAGUCGUGGCGAUUGACCGGAGUGUGUCAAAACCGUUUUCCUGCCAUCGAAAAUAGAUUUCGUGAAUAUCGAGGAUUUUCACAUUCUUCAAAGCAGAAUUCUCAGUCGCGAGUUCAACAAGUCAAAGGGAAUAAAAAUGCUGCUUGGACGACGAAGUUUCUUGCUGAUAUUCGUGCUGGGACUUUUCGCACGAUCGUGCUGUCAAAGCAACGAGGACUCUUCGAAUGACGAGAGCAACGAGAGCGAGCUCAUUGGAACGUACAGGACCCCGAUCGAGAGAUUGUUGCAGGGAUUCCUGGGCGUAGUGAGCGAAGUCCAGGGCCGAGCUUCGAACGGAAGCAGCGACGGUAUCGGUGGAUUCCUCAACAAAAUCGUCCCCAAGCCCAUUAAAAACGUUCUCGAACCGGUUGAAAAAAUUACGAUCAAAGGUUUCGGUGACCUUCUCAAUCAUUUCGAGGAUCGAUUUCACGCUAUUUAUCCUGGAACUCUCUGGUGCGGCGGCGGAAACAUCGCGAAGAACGACGACGACCUCGGCGUGUUCGCAGCAUCCGACGCCUGCUGUCAGGCCCAUGACAAGUGCCCGGAAAAUAUCGAAGCCGGAAAUAGCCUCGGACCGCUGCUCAAUAACGGGGCUUUCACCAGAUCCGCUUGCUUCUGCGAUCAGCAGUUUUAUCACUGCCUCAAAAACGUGAGCAGCCCCAUCGCCACCAACAUUGGAAUCACGUACUUCAAUGUCCUCAGACCACAAUGCUUCGCACUGGAGUAUCCGAUCGAAAAGUGCGCGAGACACGCGAGGAAUAGAAUCGUCGACCGAAAAUGUGCGGUGUACAAACUGGACACGUCGAAAAACAAGACUUUGGAAUGGUUCGACAAUCCGGACUGGUGAAUGUCGACAUUGGACUCAAGUUUCCUGCUGAGCUGUUCUCGCUGUUGUUUUUAUUUUUGUUGUUGGAUAAAUUAAAAGAAAUGUUGUUACCAA
Venturia canescens is the source of this 1424-nucleotide messenger RNA. RefSeq names its product phospholipase A2-like. The record is from RefSeq and is a predicted model, not a curated record. Gene Ontology annotation, biological process: phospholipid metabolic process; arachidonate secretion. The transcript is spliced from 5 exons. Bases 582 to 1331 code for a protein of 249 amino acids. NCBI's taxonomy places the organism in Eukaryota, Metazoa, Arthropoda, Insecta, Hymenoptera, Ichneumonidae.